Messenger RNA from Camelina sativa (false flax), 453 nucleotides. NCBI's taxonomy places the organism in Eukaryota, Viridiplantae, Streptophyta, Magnoliopsida, Brassicales, Brassicaceae. The record is from RefSeq and is a predicted model, not a curated record.
UCUUCGCAUCAAUCCAGCCACGAGACUUUAAGCUUGUUCAUUAGGGGUUGGGCGUCCAAGAAGUUCAUGACAGGCUGUGUUAUCCUACUUCCUAUUGCAAUUACUUUCUAUAUAACAUGGUGGUUUAUUCACUUUGUGGAUGGAUUCUUCUCUCCAAUAUAUGCACAACUUGGAAUCAACGUAUUUGGUUUUGGUUUUUUGACUUCCAUAGCAUUCAUCUUCUUGGUCGGGGUGUUCAUGUCUUCGUGGUUGGGAGCAUCGGUUCUGAACUUAGGAGAGUGGUUUAUCAAGCGAAUGCCAUUUGUUCGUCAUAUCUACAACGCCUCUAAGCAGAUCAGCACUGCCAUAUCUCCUGAUCAAAAUACACAAGCUUUCAAGGAAGUUGCAAUCAUUAGGCAUCCCCGAAUAGGCGAAUAUGCAUUUGGCUUCAUUACAUCGACAGUUGUUCUCCAG